Nilaparvata lugens (brown planthopper) is the source of this 926-nucleotide messenger RNA. Its product is annotated as pyruvate dehydrogenase phosphatase regulatory subunit, mitochondrial-like. The transcript has 6 exons. The record is from RefSeq and is a predicted model, not a curated record. The annotation marks the transcript as partial. Gene Ontology annotation, cellular component: cytoplasm; mitochondrial matrix; mitochondrion. Gene Ontology annotation, molecular function: oxidoreductase activity. Lineage: Eukaryota; Metazoa; Arthropoda; Insecta; Hemiptera; Delphacidae.
AUGCAAUCAAUUCGAAUUGUAUUGUUUGGCUUUUUUCAGCUGCUGGGAAAAAACGAGACCCGCCAACUGCAUCCGCUGCUAAACACCGAUGAUAUAGAAGGCAGUGUGUGGGUGCCUGAGGAUGCUGUGGCCAAACCACAAGAGAUAUGCAAGGCGCUUGUCAAACUGUCCAAACAAGGAGGUGCUCGAUUUUUCGAGAACUGCACUGUUGAAAGAGUGCUGACUGAGAAUGACAGAGUGUACGCAAUCAAGACUAAUCGUGGAGUUGUCAGAUGUGAAUACUUUGUCAACUGUGCUGGCAUGUGGGCUCGCGAACUGGGCGAACGGUGCGAGCCGAAAGUGCGAGUGCCCGCCUACCCGGCGCAACACUUUUACGUGUCCACCGAACCGCUGGCCGAGGUGGUGGGGGGUGGAGCUGGGGCAGGAGGGGAGCAUGACCACAUGUUGCCCUGUGUGAGAGACUACGAUGCGGCCAUCUACGCCAGGCAGCUGGGAGGGGGAAUCAUGGUGGGGGGAUUUGAGCUGGAGGCCAAACCGGCGUUCGCCAGUGAGAAGAUACCGCAAGACUGGAAGAGUCAGUUGCCGCAAGACUGGAAGCAUUUCGGACCAUACUGGGAAAAAGCCAUGAACCGAAUACCAGCCCUGAGAGGCUGCACCAAUCCAGUCCUCACAAAUUCCCCUGAUAAUUUCACUCCAAAUGGAAAGUGGAUCCUGGGCGAAACACCUGAAGUGGGCAACUACUUUGUGGCGGUGGGCAUGAACGGGAACUCGCUGCAGGGUGCGGGGGGCAUCGGGAAGGCAGUGGCCGACUGGGUGGUGCAGGGGGAGCCCACUCAGGAGCUGCUGCCCUUCGACGUGCAGCGCUUCCUAGAUCUGCACAACAACCGCAACUAUCUGCAGCAAAGGGUCACUGAGGUCGUUGGCCG